This is a messenger RNA of Notodromas monacha, 486 nucleotides long. The record is from the annotation of a GenBank genome assembly. NCBI's taxonomy places the organism in Eukaryota, Metazoa, Arthropoda, Ostracoda, Podocopida, Cyprididae.
AUGGGUAGCGGCCAUUUUAAAAAUGACUUCAGGUCCCAAUCCAACAGGGGCCGCGGCGCCGUCUGUCUGAAUGUGUUCUAUGGUCUGGGACCUCGACCUUUUCCUCAAGUGAGCGAGCGCCAAGUGAAAAUCUGGUUCCAGAACCGCCGCAUGAAACUCAAGAAGGAAAUGCGAGCCGUGCGGGAAAUCAACGAACAAGCCCGUCGGGAACGCGAGGAACAAGAACAGAGAACGAGGGCUAAGCGAUCGUCGACUUCCGCCGCCGCCGCCGCCGCCGCCGCCGUCGGCGCUCCGGCGGCAACGGCGUCCGACUUGAGCUCCAGCGGCGCAGCUGCUGCUGCUGCCUCCGCCGCAGCAGGAGUGACACCUGCUGGUGGUGCUGCUGCUUCGUCUUCUUCUUCGUCUGUGAGGACUGUAGUGGGACAACGGCGGCCGACGAUGAACGACGAAGACGACGAUUCCUGUGACAGCCCUGAUUCUUCCUAA